This is a messenger RNA of Ctenocephalides felis (cat flea), 1072 nucleotides long. Its product is annotated as protein KTI12 homolog. The record is from RefSeq and is a predicted model, not a curated record. The coding region runs from base 125 to 961 and encodes 278 amino acids. NCBI's taxonomy places the organism in Eukaryota, Metazoa, Arthropoda, Insecta, Siphonaptera, Pulicidae. The transcript has 3 exons.
GCUGAAGAGCCUUUUUAGAAGAGAAUGAUGAAUGACUGACCUGAAAUAAUAAAUAUCAUAACUGCCUGUGUAAUUUUUUAUUUGUGUGUUAUACGGUCUUUAAAUAAAUAAAGGUUUCUUAAAAAUGCCGCUAAUAAUCAUGACAGGAAUACCCAGUAGUGGAAAAACUCAUCGAACACUAGAAAUAAAAAAAUAUUUCGAGGAAGAAAGAAAGAAAACAGUACAUGUGGUUUCUGAAUUUGAAGCCGUCACAAAAUCAGGUUAUUCAAAAAAUGAUAUUUAUCUUGAUGCCCAAAAAGAAAAAAUCGUUCGGGGCAUUCUAAAAUCUGAAGUUUUUCGAUUAUUGACGAAGGAUAAUGUUGUUAUUCUAGAUGGAGGAAAUUAUAUAAAAGGAUACAGAUACGAAUUAUAUUGUGGGAGCAAAGCUGCACGAGUUCCUCAAUGCACAAUUUGGACAUCUAUAUCUAAAGAUGAUGCUUGGAAGUUCAACCAAAAUUCCAACCUUCCAUAUACAAAAGAAGUUUUUGAUGAGCUUUGUUUUCGGUAUGAAGAACCUAAUCCAACAAAUCGUUGGGAUUCUCCUUUAUUUGCAAUAUUUCCUGAGGAUGAGUGCAAGUUUGAUGAAAUUUAUAUUAGUGUAUUCGAAAAGAAGCCACCUGCUCCAAAUUUAUCAACACAAAAUCCCCCACUGAGUGCACCAAAUUUUCUUUAUGAAAUGGACAAAAUUACUCAGGAUAUAGUUGGAAAUAUCAUUACAAAUCAGAAAAUGGGCAAUUCUGGUCCAUAUAAAUUACCAGGUAAUAAAAGUGUAGUUAUAAACUAUCCCAGCGACAUUACAAUUGGACAAUUAUCAAGACUUAGGAGACAGUUCUUAACAUACAGUAAAAUGCAUACAAAUACUUCUAGUAUAGAGAAAAUUCCACAAUUGUUUGCCCAAUUUUUAAACUCUAAUUUAAAUUAAAGCCAGUGUACAGUGUAAGAUUUAUACAUAUAUAUUUUUUCUCUUGUAUAUACAAAGAUUAAACAUGUUUGUUAAAGCGAUUUUAUAAAAAUCUAUAAUAUAGUUUAUUUA